This is a messenger RNA of Cydia amplana, 1399 nucleotides long. RefSeq lists its product as uncharacterized. The transcript has 3 exons. The record is from RefSeq and is a predicted model, not a curated record. Bases 236 to 1399 code for a protein of 387 amino acids. Lineage: Eukaryota; Metazoa; Arthropoda; Insecta; Lepidoptera; Tortricidae.
UCUGAUAUUUGUGAUAUACGCAUGUGGGUAAGUAAAUAAAGUACGAGUUAGUCUCAGCCCGAACUUGGUGUUUGAUUUACAUCCUUAACAUGGCGCAGCCGAAAUAAAAGAAUCAACAUAGAAUUUUUUUUAAGUAAUUUGUGUUUUACGGUUCACGUAGUUAGCUGUGUGUAUACGUGCUGUAGAAGAUACGAUUUCGUGACAAUUUGUGAAAAUACUCGUGUGAACUUUCAUCAUGGACUCGAUUUUGCCACCACCGCCGCCAUUUUCGUUCGUUAAUAGUUUAGAAAAUGUUACGACGGGAAAUUUAUCAAAAGAGUGGGAAAAAUGGAAGAACGCAUUUCUCAUUUAUUAUGAAGCGUGUGAGCUGUCGAAGAAAGACAAGAAAGUGCAAUUAAGCAUCCUUUUACAUAUCAUCGGCGAGCAGUGCCGAGAAGUGUACGAGCAAUUUGAUAAAUCGUCGAUAACGACAUCAACGGAAUUAUUGGCUAAGUUUGACUCAUUUUUCCUGCCUCAAAAGAAUCUAACUAUUGAACGGCACAGAUUUUUUACUCGCGAUCAAAAGGAAGGCGAGUCUAUCGAACAAUACUCGUUCGAGUUAAAAAAAUUGGCGAGUUCGUGUGAAUUUAAAGACCUAGUGGAGACGUUAAUUCGGGACAGACUUAUUUGUGGAAUAAAGGACCAGGCGAUUCGGGAAAGACUACUACGGGAACCAGAGUUAACUUUGAAAAAAUCAUUAGAUAUUUGUAAUGUUGCGCAAAUUUCGAAGGUACAGGCCGGAGCCAUAAAAAAAGAAUCUGUGGAGCAUCAUGCCUAUGCGGUACAACGAGAUUAUUUUGGGCAUCACGGAGUAGUGCGGGAAACGGUUUGUGAAGACAGUAGUGAUGUAAAUCGCGUAAUGUGGGUAUCUCGGCGAGGAGCGCCCGCGCAUCGAGGAGCAACGCGCGGGUGGCCCCGCGGUCGUAAGCAGCUAUCGCGUCCUCGUGCGUUCCCCGCUCACCCACCCGCGCCCGCGCCCGCGCCCGCGCCAGUGCAGCGCUGGGAUCCACCGAUGCAACGAAAUCAGCUGACGCACAAACACGGUCGUGGUAACGGAAUUAUUGCAAAGGUUGAGGGCCCGACAGACUGGGUCAACAGCAUGACAGUCGCUAGAAAGGCCAACGGGGACAUUAGGAUUUGCUUGGAUCCACGUGAUUUAAAUUUAGCAAUCAAGCGCGAGCAUUUUAAACUGCCUACUUUGGACGAAAUUACAGCUAACCUAGGUGGAUCCAACCUGCAGUCUAUUAAUCACAUCAUCUACGACUGCCCCAAGAGGAAAUAUACCGGAGGUUCCCUGGACCUGCUCUGCCCUGAUGUGAACGCAGCCCAAUGGGUGAAGAAACUAGAUGUUAAACUAUAG